Messenger RNA from Lathyrus oleraceus (garden pea), 1712 nucleotides. Its product is annotated as altered inheritance of mitochondria protein 3-like. Bases 511 to 1659 code for a protein of 382 amino acids. The record is from RefSeq and is a predicted model, not a curated record. The transcript has 2 exons. Lineage: Eukaryota; Viridiplantae; Streptophyta; Magnoliopsida; Fabales; Fabaceae. Gene Ontology annotation, biological process: meristem development; meristem maintenance.
AACGUUGAUUUGUUAGAUGAUAAUGCUAGGGGACAAGGUAUACUACUUUCACGCCUAAAGUCAUAUUAUAAUAGUUUUUAUUUAGAUGAGCAUUCUACCGAAGAAGCUCGAAUCAUUAAAACUAGGUGUUACAUUAUGUUGUUACUAGGAUCCUUUUUAUUUCCCGAAGGUAGUGGUUCUAGCAUGCAUAUUAUGUACUUACCUUUACUUAGACAUAUAGAUAGAAUAGGUAGUUAUAGUUGGGGAUCCGCAUGUCUAGCCUAUCUCUAUAGUUCUUUGUGCAAAAACUGCCACAAAGAUACUUCUACAUUUUCUGGAUGUGCUGUUUUGCUACAAGCAUGGGGAUGGUCAAGACUACCGUCUCUUGCACCGGUCAAUAGCAACCCCUUCACUUUUCCAUAUGCAAAAAAGUAAGUUGUUUAAAUUGCUAUAUCUUUACUUCCUUCCUUACAGUUUAUUACCCAUAACUAAUUUAUUUUAACUUUUUGGUGUAGAUGGUCGGCACGCGGUAUGAAUUACAGCAGAUGUCCGAGACACUGUAUUACUCAAUAUCGCAACCUGUUGGAUCACCUUCGACCGGCAGACUUCAUCUGGCGUCCAUACCUUAAUAUGGAUCAUGAGCAUCAGAUCAACCCUGAAGACGCAGCCGUAUGGACAACAUGCACACCAAUAAUACGGUUCACAACAGUGGAGCUGCACAACACCGAUCGUGUGAAGCUGCAGUUUGGUAUGGUCCAGAAUAUCCCAGAUCCCCCAGCUAGCUUAGGAGAAUGGCAUAUGCGUAAAGUGAACGACCAAUGGAACUUCAACCCUUGGCAACAAUUCGCAAGAACCGAGUGUCGCAAGUGGAAGCACCGUCAUGACCAUGUCUUAACUGACGCAGUCAUGCCAAAUGAGGUAAAACCAAGUCGUACUUAUAUGGCUUGGUAUAGAUCAGUUGGAUUUCAAUUCAUCGCCGAUGAUAUGUACCUCUACGACCCACGCCAGACAACUUACACACAAGAAGCCUCAACAUCUAACCCCCAACAACAUUCUCAGCCCAAUUACUCACAACCACCUAUCCGACAAGCUUUCCGUUCCACAAACACACAAACAUACAACCAAAACAUGCCAUUCACCCAACCCCAAAACCAAGAACAUCCCCCAUACCACCACCAACAAAUGGACCAUCAACCUUCGACCGAACAUCGCUUCGCACCCACACCAUCACCCUACCAAAGUCGCCUUACCCAAAACACUAACCGCCCCAUCACCUACCGUAGCCAAGAACCCCAAACAUCACAAUACCAAAACAUCCCACAACCAUAUCUCUUCCAAACACCCCAACAACCUUUCCAACCUUUCCUAGACCCAUCAUUGUCACCCAUGUCCCCCUUCAACCGUCCUGGUCGCCCAUCCAUGAGUCAACCACACCCCAACUUCUCUGGCAUGGGUCAUGAGCUCAGCUACGCCGGUACACCAUCAUUGAAUACUGAAGACUAUGCUGAGUUGGCUGAAUACCUCAACGGAUCUUCUCCUGUAGGCGGUAAUGACGCUCCUGGACCAUCAGAUGAACAAACACCGGUUCAGAAUCGUCAACGUGGGUUAGGGCCAAGGGUUAGGAUAGCUAGGGGAUGUGGGACCGGAGGUCGGUUAGGUGAUCCCGGUCAUCACCAUUAGGAUUCAUUGUGUAAAAUCCAAAUUUUAUUAAUAUCAAUUCGUAUUAUGUCAAA